Symbiodinium sp. CCMP2592 is the source of this 855-nucleotide messenger RNA. The record is from the annotation of a GenBank genome assembly. Lineage: Eukaryota; Dinophyceae; Suessiales; Symbiodiniaceae.
AUGGCAUGCAGUGCUUUCUCCUUAAUUUUGAUCCUUGCUCCGUGCUGUAUCGCUCAGAAGGGCUCUUGUCUGGAUGGGGAGUGUGCAGCCAGCUGGAUACAGACGCAGAUAGCGUUGCAGACCCAUGUAAGAGGAACUGCGCUGCACGGAGGGCAUGCAACGACUCAGAGCUGGAAUCCUUCUGAUAUCGAAACUGCACCGGACAUGAACGGAAGGCUGUGCCAUUUGUGCACAAUGCCUCCACCGAAGCGUUCAGAUCGUGAGUACGUGCAACGAACCGAUUGCGGCAACCAGAGCAUUUAUGAGCAUCCGGAAAACUGGGACAAGGCCAUUGUCCAGUUCAAUCGACCGGCCGAGGAAGGCCACAAUGCCUCGACUGCCUUCUGCGAGUUGAAUUAUCAAAAGAUGUGUGCAGAUGCCAUCUACAACAGGGACUGGCUUUUUCAAGCAAAGGCCGUUGAUAUCCGUCGCUCUUACGGCACUGACUACGACCCUUACUACUGUUACUACAACGGUUGGCUGUCACCCGAGCUGAAGGCCCUGCAACAUGACUUCGAUGGCAUGGACAUGAAAGCGAGGCGGUUCUGUGAAUCCCACGGAGAUGCCUGGCAGACGAUGACAAUGAGGGAGGCGGACGUGAUCUACUGGCGUGGAUAUAACCGCAGCGGCCUGCCGACAAGGGAAGAGGCCCUGCUCAUGGCUGAGUGGAACUGUGCUAUGGGGACGGUAGCUUGCGACAUGGCAUACUGUGCCUACAGUUUUUGCGAACUUGCGAAUGGGAGCAUCGGUACGUACGACGACUGCGAAGGAUGGGAUCCAGUCCAAGGUAUGCCUGCACCAGUGCUGGCUGCAUAA